CAUUAGAAGCACAUCAAAGCUUCAACUACCUACAACGAUUGGAAAAGUGCGUGUGUGAUUUAUAAGAAUAAUAAAAAAAGAAUUUUAGAAAAUAUAAAAUUAAUAUAAAAAUAUUAAAUUUCAUUUGAAAUUACACAAAAUGAGAGUUAUAUUCUUAUGUGCCUUUAUAACAUUGGCGGCCGCCUCCCGCAAUCAUCAGAUUAUAGUUUUGAAAAGUGAAAAUCCUACUACUGAGUACAGAGAAGAGGAUUCGAAAGGAUUUUAUUCAUACGGUUAUAGUAGUGAUGAUUCUGCCAAAGCUGAAUAUAAAACUAGAGAUGGUUCAUCCAAAGGAUUUUACUCGUACAUAGAUUCUGAGGGAAAAUUACAGACAGUAAAAUAUGAAGCUGGACGCAGACAGGGUUUUACGGCUUCAGCUACUAAUUUGCCAACACCACCUAUGGAUAAUAAUCGUGCUCCCGAGCCAGUACAAGAUACACCCGAAGUUGAAAUGGCUAAACAGGCUCAUUUUGAGGCUUAUCGUGAGGCUGCUAUAAAGGCAGCCAUGCAGCCAGAUACCGGUGAUAAUGGCAGUGAUGCUGAGGAAGAUACUAAUGAGACAGCUGCUGCAGCAUCUGGAGAAGCUGGUGCAAAUGGUCUUACUGCCGCUUCCUCUGGUGAGCAUAAUUUAAGUGCUGAACAGGCGGCUCAAUUAGAAGCUGAUUUACAGCAAAACACCCGUGAAUUGCUCAUGAAUCGUCAAAGUUCUCGUGAGCAAUUAUUGCAACUUUUGAGAGAACAACAACAAUUGGCCUCUCAAGAAAGUCAUAGCAGCGAAUUGAUUGCUCAACAGCAGCAACAACUGCUUAGUCAACAACAGCAGCAACAACAACAACAGCUGCUUAGUCAACAGCAACAACAACAGCAGCAACAACAACAACAACUGCUUAGUCAACAACAACAACAGCAGCAGCAACAACUCCUUAUUCAACAACAGCAGCAGCAACAACAACUGCUCAGUCAACAACAUCCACAACUUAUGACCACCUAUGUCCUAAAUGCUGAAGCGCGCGUAGAGCAACCCACACUUUCUCAAUUGAAAACAAUUUAUCGUUUGGACAGCUCAGACUCUAAAGUCGAAUUGAAACUUGGUGGUUUAGAUUUGGAUAACGGUCAACAAAGAACCCUUGACCUAGUGCAACAAACUGCUCAAGUUCCACAACUUUCGUCAGAGCAACAAAGUUUGGGUACCUUUGAAUCUAUACGUGUACCCUCCAACUCCUAUUACACCGUCAAUAAUCCCGAUACCCAUUAUACCGUUGAAACACCAACUGUCUUGACCACUUUACCACGUCUAGUAUCCAUUAGUUUGGGUAAUCAUCGUCAAUUGCCCAUCUCCUUGAGCACAGCCUUUUCAUCUCAACGCUUAAGCGGUAAAUCAACAAGUCAUUAAGAAUGUAGUUGUUUUGUUUUCGUUUGAGAUUCAAAUUUGCAGUUGUAUGUGUAUUUAAUGAAAUAAUUAUAAAACUGGCAAAAUAUAUUUUAAUUAUAUAUGUAUAUGUAUGUUGUAAACCAAAUGUAGAUACAUUUUAGAAGGAUUAAUAAAAACGCAAUGACAUUAA
Molecule: messenger RNA, 1601 nt
Organism: Lucilia cuprina (Australian sheep blowfly)
Lineage: Eukaryota; Metazoa; Arthropoda; Insecta; Diptera; Calliphoridae
Gene: Cpr72Ec
Product: nuclear transcription factor Y subunit beta
Exons: 1
Coding region: 140-1432 (430 amino acids)
Cellular component (GO): chitin-based extracellular matrix
Molecular function (GO): structural constituent of chitin-based larval cuticle
Source: RefSeq, a predicted model, not a curated record